Chenopodium quinoa (quinoa) is the source of this 1161-nucleotide messenger RNA. Its product is annotated as F-box/kelch-repeat protein At3g06240-like. NCBI's taxonomy places the organism in Eukaryota, Viridiplantae, Streptophyta, Magnoliopsida, Caryophyllales, Amaranthaceae. The record is from RefSeq and is a predicted model, not a curated record. The transcript has a single exon. The coding region runs from base 1 to 1161 and encodes 386 amino acids. Gene Ontology annotation, molecular function: protein binding.
AUGGAUGAAGAUAAAAACAUAUUGAUGAAGAAAUUGAGGUAUGAUGAGAUAAAUGCAAUCUUUGAAACCGAGAUUUUGUCACAUCUACCUUUGAACACUCUCAAAAAUUGCAAGUAUGUUUCUAAAUCAUGGUCGAAUAUCAUCAAAUCCCAAUAUUUUUUCCGUCUUCAUCUCCAAAAAUCCGUUUUACAAAACCGGUUAAAUCUAAUACUCUUCAAUGCCACCACCAGAAUCAUCGAAACGUUCGAGGCUGACGCGCUGCUCCCGUCCCAUGGGACACCUAAACCCUACAAAGUUACCCUUGAUCAAAAUUUCAACAUCCUUGGUUCAUGUAACGGAUUGCUUUGUUUCGGGUUUGAUAAGAUUCAUCAUGGUUCGGAAACCAAACUUAUUGUGUUAAACCCGGCCACUCGUGUUUGGAAGAGUGUUCGUGUUUUACCCGUGCCAAAUCAAGUCCAAAAUCUUAAAGCUCAUAUAAAUAGCAGAGGAUUUGGUUUUACAUGUGAUAUUAAGACCAUGGAUUACAAGUUUGUACUUAUUGUGGACCGCGAAAUACAUGUUUAUAGUUUAAAAUCCGAAGCUUGGAAGAGGAUUGGGGACUAUUCUUGCACAUUUCCGUUAAGGGAACCGCAAAGGAAUAAGUGCAUACAAGCAAAAGGUGUUGCUACCGACAAUGCUUUGCAUUGGUUUUAUGGCAGCCAGGGUAGGAUCAAAGGUAUCUUUAGCCUCGAUCUCACGGAUAACAAGCAGUAUGAAACGCCGAUUCCUGAGCUUUAUGGAUUACCAAAGCUAGUACCUUUAAAAGGAUGUUUACAUGUGGUAUUCACCAAGUAUGUUACAAUGUCGGGAGCAUAUCCUGCAAAUAUGCUAGAGAUAGACAUUUGGCGUAUGGAAAAGUAUGGCGGUUGGGAGGAUUCUUGGGUUCGAUUGUUCAAGGUUCAAUUUGAUGAUGUUAUAUUCCACGCGACUGCAGUUUGUUUCAAGGAAGGAGGCCGCAAAGUCUUGCUUGAGCUGCAUCCUGUCGAUAUGGAAGUGUUGAGAUAUGUUUGGUAUGAUUUAGUCACCAAAGAACGUGUCAGUGAGGUUCUUGAGUACUCGGCCAAGAUAAAAGCCGAGUCAUGCUUUGAGAGUUUAAUAGAUCCAAAUUUUCUGAAGUUUUAG